UGUUCAAUUGCAGGAUGACGACAUCGUUGGAGACCCCGAACCAUUCCACUACGUAACUGCCGCGGCGGAAUCGCUGGAAUCGUAUGUGAAGGAACAGACGAAUACGAGCAUAGUAAAUGCUGAUAUUGUGCUGUACAUAAGCGGGGCAAUUUUAAGGUCAGCCACCUUCAAAGGAAAGCGUUACAAUGCCUGGAGCCCAAGCGGCACAAUUUGCACACCCAGAAAGGGAGUGGCGGCCGGCUUGUAUAUUCCGGACUUUGACAAGAUGGAAAGUAUCAUGUUCGGCAUUCUCAGACUCCUUGGAAGUGAUGAGACUGGCGGGGUAGCAGCAAAUCUGAAGACCAAGUCCAAGACUUGUUUGAAGAAGAAACCGCAGGGUGUGCGUAGCAACGUGACCCAGCUUCCAGGAGAAGUCCUCGACGGAACCGUCUAUUGCAAAGAGUUUGCAGGCAACAGCGAUGCCUUCUCAUUAUGUGAGACCCUUAAGGAUGGUUGCACCCUAAGUUGUUGUUGGAAGAACAUGACGAGAGAAACCCGAAAAACUUCAGCGCCAGAUGGCUUCGGAUGCGGCAAGAGAAAGAAAGAGAUGUGCUUCAUGAACACGUGUAUACUACGGAGUUCGCUCAAGAGGAAGGGCUCAAAGAAGAAGCCCAAAAAGCAAUAAUUCUUACGCUACACCAGUCAAUAAAGAUGGG
Messenger RNA from Ornithodoros turicata, 695 nucleotides. RefSeq lists its product as uncharacterized. Bases 266 to 664 code for a protein of 132 amino acids. NCBI's taxonomy places the organism in Eukaryota, Metazoa, Arthropoda, Arachnida, Ixodida, Argasidae. The transcript is spliced from 7 exons. The record is from RefSeq and is a predicted model, not a curated record.